UCGCGAGUGUCUCCUCACUGAUAUCCGUCGAGCUUCCCGAGGCGCAUGGGUCGUCGCAUUGCGCGGGACGUCGCGCUACCAGGCCACCGUCAGCUGGCCCGUGGACGAUCGCAGGGGCACGACCAUCUGCGCUCUGUCUUCCGGUUGUUAACGCAGAACACUUUGCCCGAAGAACGGCUUUAGCACGUUGAUUUUCGCGAAGUUUUCUAGUUGCUCGACAAGUCGACAGGUCACGGAAAAUGCGGCGUGGCGGUGGUGAGAAUAUCGGGAGGUCGCUCUCUGGAGGCGCUGAAAAAGAUGACGAGCAUAUCCAAGCUGGAACCGAGGAGAGCUUUCCUGCGGAAGAUACGCGAUCCGGAAACGGGAGAGGUCAUCGACAACGGGCUCUGCUUGUGGUUUCCCGGUCCACACUCGUUCACCGGCGAAGACUCCGUGGAAUUUCACGUGCAUGGCGGGCCGGCGAUCCUGACGCGGCUAAUGGAAGCUCUCUCGAGGCUGCAGGUGCGUCCCGCGCUACCAGGAGAGUUCACCAGACGUGCGUUCUAUAACAAUAAACUGGACCUGACGGAAGUGGAGGGCCUGGCCGACUUGAUAGAGGCCGAGACCGAGUGCCAGAGGAAACAGGCGCUGCUGCAGGCCGACGGUAUCCUGCGCAAGUUGUACGAUAACUGGCGAAAGGUGCUAUCGGAGUCUGUGGCAAGCAUCGAAGCGUACAUCGAUUUCGGCGAAGAAGACAACAUCGAGAGCGACGUGGUACAGAAAGCGCAUCACGCUCUCAGACAGCUGAUGCGAGAUCUGGAGGAGCACCUGGCCGACGGCAGGCGCGGCGAGAUCCUGCGCAACGGGGUGAGAACUGUGAUCGUCGGCGAGCCCAACGUGGGCAAGAGUAGCCUGUUGAAUCAUUUGGUCCAGCGAAACGCCGCCAUCGUCACGCCCAUCGCCGGUACCACGAGGGACGUGAUCGAGCUGACCGCGAACAUCUCGGGCUAUCCCGUGCUGAUAGCGGACACCGCCGGUAUCACGGACAACACCGGGGAUAUCGUCGAAGCAGAGGGUGUUCGUCGGGCGAGAACUCACGUAAAGAACGCUGACUUCGUGAUCGUCGUGGUGGACGCGUUCAAGUGCGCAACCAGCGGCAUGACGUGCGAGGACUACAUACGCGAAUACUUAUCGUCAUUGAGGAUACAGGAGUUGUUGGCGAAAAUCGGCAGGGAACAUUUUAUUAUGAUAGCGAAUAAAAUAGACUUGCUGAAGGAAGAAGAGAAACGGCGCCUUAGCGAUGCUGGAGCGGUCCUGAUAUCUUGCAAAACGGAGGACGGCUUUCAGGACUUGCUGCGAUCGCUGACAGAUUGCCUCAGUAAAAUGUAUAUGAUACAAAUAAUAAGCAUGUUAAGAUUUGCAGUUACGUUACGAUUUUUGUUUAGAUGCGGCAACCCGUCUGCAGAAAGUCCGACCAUCAGUCAGACGAGGCAUCGAAAUCACUUGGCGCAGUGCUUGAGGCAUCUGCAGAUGUACUUUGAAUUGUGCGCCAAUGAACAGUACGACGUGGCCAUAGCGGCGGAAGAGAUCCACAAAGCGAUGCGAGAACUCGGAAGAAUAACGGGACACGUUAGCACUAAUGAAAUAUUAGACAUUAUAUUUAAAAAUUUUUGUAUCGGCAAAUAAAGCACAAUACGACAAUAAAAAUGCUUUUUAAUACUUUGAAUAAGUAAUCGUGAUCAAAUAUUAUUUAACCGUAAGGCACGCGUUUCUACAAGUUACGACAGAAAGAGAUUAGAAUGUAAAUCGGAGUUAUCUGUGCAUUAAUGUACUAAUACCGCGUGUUCUUUCUUUUUAAGGAAACAUUAAUCGAUCACGGUUGCAAAACGCGUUGCGACAGCGUGAAAUAAAAUGAAUAGAAAGCAUGGGGCCUUCAUAAGCAUCGUAUGUUUAUUAACAAUUGUUACACGCACAAUCAUACAUAGAACAACCUUUUGCCUGAUUAUAAGAUAUUGAUACCCUACGCGUAUUAUACACAGAUAGGGCUCCGUUACGUGGUUUCAAGUCGUUAUCUGUAUGCCAUGUCCGUGUUAUGAACUAAUUGCAUCUCGUUAUUAUGACGUUUAUCAUAAUAACUCCAUUCACUCUCGCAAAAGGGGAUAAUUUAACUUGGUGAAACAACGAAAGCAAUACAACUCGACUGAGGGGAAAAAACAGAAAAAAAAGAAAAGGAAAUAAGUCGUAUACAAAAAUCAAUGUUUUAUGACUCGAACAAUUCCUCAUACAUAUCUUACAAAUUUGUGUAAUAUUUGGAAUAGAAAGAAACAUGUUUUCCCUACAUUAAAAAAGAAAAAGAAAAAAUCUAGA
Molecule: messenger RNA, 2346 nt
Organism: Monomorium pharaonis (pharaoh ant)
Lineage: Eukaryota; Metazoa; Arthropoda; Insecta; Hymenoptera; Formicidae
Product: tRNA modification GTPase GTPBP3, mitochondrial
Exons: 3
Coding region: 298-1665 (455 amino acids)
Biological process (GO): tRNA methylation; tRNA wobble uridine modification
Cellular component (GO): cytoplasm; mitochondrion
Molecular function (GO): protein binding; GTPase activity; GTP binding
Source: RefSeq, a predicted model, not a curated record